UCGUGCCCUGCGCCUUCCCACUGCGACAUCCCCCUCUUCCGACGCGUUCCUGAUCAUGGCGCAGGGGCAGCGCAAGUUCCAGGCGCAGAAGCCAGCGAAGAGCAAGGCGGUGGCGGCGGCCUCGGCGCGGAACCGGGGCCCGAGGAAGGGCGGUCGCGUUAUCGCACCCAAGAAGGCACGCAUCGUGCAGCAGCAGCAGCUCAAGAAGAACCUGGAGGUUGGGAUCCGGAAGAAGAUUGAGCAUGACGUGGUGAUGAAAGCCAGCACCAGCCUGCCCAAAAAGCUGGCGCUUUUGAAGGCCAGCACUAAGAAGAAGGAGGCCUCUUCUUGCUCCAGCAAGAUGCCUGCCUAAGGAUGCGCCCCAGCAGUGACCACCACUGCAGCCCCCUCCUCUGCUCAGACCUGUGUGGGUAACCCCACGGGAAGGAGGAACUGUGCUCUCCAAAGACUUGAAUUGCACCUCGAACUUGACUUGGGCCUGGCCCAUGAGCCAGUGAGUAGCAGGUCAAGAGCACACUGACCGGCUGGCCUCCCAGGUGCCGAGAUGUCAGCACAGGCCAAGGCCAGGGGGAUGUCUUCACCAACUUCCUGUGUCCCCACUACCCCCUCCCACAUCCUGUCUGGAUAACUUGGAGCAAGACACCUGACUGUCAUUCCUCCCAUGGUCACAUGCUCCUGUGAGCAGGCUGUGCUGGGGCCUCGGGCCAGGUGCCCGGACCCCCCGGCCAGCCCCAGUUUACACACGAGCCGUAUGCCCAGGGAUGGGUGGACAAGCUUCCGCACCUCCAGCCUGGGAGCUGGGGGAGUCUUUCUUCCUACCUUGAGUGACUCGCCUGCUUGCCCUCCACAGAUAGCCCUGUGUCUUCCCGUCUGCCGGGGACAGGCCAGACAGCCUAGGGAGCCACCUUCCCAUCCUCGGGGCAGACACUGACACCACCUUGUAGAGUCAAAUGCUGAUUAAACCAGAAGCGCUUUCAAACUUC
Molecule: messenger RNA, 983 nt
Organism: Capra hircus (goat)
Lineage: Eukaryota; Metazoa; Chordata; Mammalia; Artiodactyla; Bovidae
Gene: C7H19orf53
Product: chromosome 7 C19orf53 homolog
Exons: 3
Coding region: 56-352 (98 amino acids)
Source: RefSeq, a predicted model, not a curated record